Messenger RNA from Cokeromyces recurvatus, 908 nucleotides. RefSeq lists its product as uncharacterized. NCBI's taxonomy places the organism in Eukaryota, Fungi, Mucoromycota, Mucoromycetes, Mucorales, Mucoraceae. The transcript is spliced from 2 exons. Bases 14 to 736 code for a protein of 240 amino acids. The record is from RefSeq and is a predicted model, not a curated record.
UUUUUUUUUAUAUAUGAACAAGACUAGUAAACUACUAAAGCCUUAUUUGAGAAAAUUUGUUUUAGAAACUCAUCCAGACUUUUUUCAAUAUAAUUCAUUAAGAAAACAAACCAAUGCCACUUCCUUACAAAAAUUAUAUAAUAUACUUCAACCAGACAAAGAUACAAAAUUUGAUACAGAAACAAUUAAGCUAAAAUUCUUUAUAAAGAGUCAAAAGAAGCAUAAUAAAGAAUUGCCAGCAGCUGUUGCUACAUUUAACUAUCGUGAUUCAGAAUGGAAUAAAGCAAAUACAUUUCUUAACCUAUGUCAGCAACUUAAUAUACCCAUUUUACAGUCUGAUGUAGACAUUGUUAAGGAAAUGAUAUCAAAGGAACUAAAUAAGGCUAUUAAAUCCAAGCCAUAUAAAUCUUUAACGCAAGAAUUUGCAGAGAAACUGCAUCAGAAAUACAAUGCAUACACAAAUAAGAAAUGGGAGCCCGAUGAUAUACUAAAGCAAAAGAUGAUCAUGUUUGAUCCACUUGUAAAUCAGACAUUAAUAGCUAAGAAAUUAUGUCAAUGGCUACCUCAAUUACAACCUCAGCUAUGGUGGGGUAAAAUACCUAUGCUAAUAAUCUCAUCUAAUUCUGAUUUACCUCCUAAAGAAUUAACUAAAGAUUUAUUAAUCUUUAAAAGUAAUAUGGAAUUCGAAGAUUUGAAGAAUUACCUAGACGUACGUUUGAAGAAUAUAACAAAAUAAAACCAUUAUUAGCAGAAGUAAAUGAUGAUCAUAUUGUAUUGUUUAAUAUUAUGAAACUUUCCGUUUCUCUUUUCUUUUUUUGCCCCUGGUUAUUGUUGUAUUUCCUUGUCGUCGUAAAUUGCUUUAAGAAGAAGCAUUAAUAUGAUUGGACAAAACUUAAAAGCGGGGCUUU